AUGACUGCGCUUGCCAACUUUGUUCUCGGCCCUUGUGUUCCUCGUGUCUAUUCCGCCAUCACUCUGAUACGAUUCGCCCCUGAGAGCAAGCCUUUUGAAUGCCCCGCGCACGGCAUUGUUCUCAGCCAUCUACCCGGCAAGCCGAUCGCAGAAAUCUGGCCGUCACUCACCGCAGAGCAACGCCAAUCUAUAAAGGCGGAGAUCUGCCGCCUUAUUCUGCGCAUGCGUCAACACAAAUUUUCAUACUAUGGUCGUCCUACCGGGCAGCCUUAUAUUAUCCACGAACUGCACGUUUUCAAUGCCUACAAACACUGCACUACCCGCUUAGAGUGGGAUGAUUCACGUGUAAAUAUACUUCUAGAAAGGUCUUCUAAUACUCCGAAAGCAAAAGAACGGGCGGUCGCUCUUGAGAGAGUACAACGCGAAACAAAUAUCCCUGAGGCCUCCAGUCGCGGUAUCAGUUUCGAUCGGCCUGUCCUGACGCAUGGGGACCUAUCUGACCGGAAUAUUCUGGUUGAUCCCGAAACACUCGCAAUUACUGGCUUGCUGGAUUGGGAGAUGGGAAACGUCGUGCCGGCAUACUUUGAGUAUGUUAACGCGCGGCUAUCCUGGGGCCAUGACGACGAGUGGAGGGUGGAGCUAUUGGACGUGUUAAGGUCUGUUUUGCGCCAAGAGUGCAAUGCAGUCAGUAAUAAUGAUUCUGAAGGAGAGGAUCUGUAUAAGAAGACACUAGCCGCCUGGAAUGAAAUGAGAGAAUUGCGCAGGGAUUCGAUGAUGACUGUCAUUGGACUUUUGAAACUCCUCCGUUUUCAUACGAAUUCCCGACAAAUAGAGUCCGCGGAUUCCAUUCGAGAUGAUAUUUUCAACAAACUGAGCUCGUGCCCAUCAGAUUUCUAUAUCCUCGUUUCUCAACCGGGCGUUCACGUUCUAGAUUACACCUCACGAAAGUCGGCCCCACGAUUACGAGAAAAGGUCCUAAAGAAGAUUGAUUCCGUGAAAUCCAGCUUCGCUGUUAGUGAAGUGGUUGGGAAUAUUGAUAUUGAAGGACUAACGGCGCUUCUUGAGAUAAAAUGUGGGGCGGAAGCUAUAGGUGUAGACGGAGCGUCGGGGUCAUUUCCAUCGUUUUCGAGUCGUAGACGACCUCAGGUAGUAACAGUCGACUUUCCGGAGCUGCCAACAGAUUCGAAACGCACCGAGACCCUCGUUGAUUAUGAUUUCUCACUGGAUACCAUCAUCGAUCAUCUCCCCGGGGUCAACUACACUGUUAUCUAUACAACUACUCCUAGAGAUUCAUUUCUUGCAGAAACCGAAACUCUUAAGACCCAAGAUCCUCUUCACGUUCAGUUCAAGCGAGAGACCGAUGUUCCCAGCCCAUCUCAUGAUAGUCAGGCAUUAUUCGAGAAAUACCAAUUUUUUACCCCAGCUCUAGGGGUGGCUAUGGACACUAGGAAACUAGUAGAAGCGGAUGUCCUAAUUCGCAAAGUCAUUGGCCAACUUGUUAUUAUUGGAUUCGAGGGUGUCACUGUCCCUGAGGAAGUCAAAAAAUUAAUUCAGCCUCCGUAUUAUUGCGGGUCAAUUGUUCUCUUUAACCGGAAUAUCGUGGACGCCUCUCAGUUGACUGACCUCAUCAAUACUCUUCAAAGAAUCGCAAGGCACGCAGGACACGAAUACCCGUUGAUCAUUGCUUUUGAGCAGGAAAAUGACGUUCUCGCAAGCAUUAAUCCGUCAAUUGCGGUUCAGUUGCCUGGCGCUACCGCGCUAGCAGCAACAGGCUCUAGCUCUACUGAGUAUGCCUUCGACGUUGGCUAUGCUACUGGAGAAACACUGAGAGCGCUUGGUUUCAACAUGAUCUACGCGCCAUCAUGCGAUGUUAGCAGCCCUGCUGCAGAUCCAGCUAUAAGAAUUCGAUCUGCAGGAGACAACUGGUUGACUGUCGGUCAGUUAGCUAACGCUACGGCUAAUGGUCUGCGUAAAGCGUCCAUUAUACCGUGUAUAAAACACUUUCCAGGUCAUGGAUCGAUAAAAACAAGCUGCCAUGCGAGUUGUCCCCAGGUCAAUAAGAAGCACGGAAGGCUUGAAAUCUGUGAUCUAGUGCCAUUUCGAAGGCUAACCAGCCAGAAAAUCGAAGCAGUGAUGGUUUCGCACGCUGUCUUUCCCUCUUUCGGCCAUUUGCCAGCAUCUAUAAACAAACGUGUCAUAAAUAUCUUGCGUGAUGUGAUGGAACACGAUGGACUUGUCAUUACUGACUGCCUGGAAAAGUUCGCCAUUUCAUCAUGCUUUCUGCCACAUAUCGCAGCCCGAGCUGCCAUUUUUGCUGGCGUGGACUGUGUGAUGCUAAGCUCUUCGUUUGAUAUGCAAGUGCGGACAUUGGAACAAAUACAUAUUGAUUACCGCUUCCUCUAUCCUCAAAUUCAUCGGUCCGCAAUCCGUAUUAGACGCUUAAAAUGCGCCCGAUAUCCAAGAUCCUGGCUGACAAUCCAUACACCCAACUCACCUUCGUCGUUUUCUCUUCUUCACACUGAUCAUUCAAAAUUGGCGAGAGCUAUCUACAAUCACAGCGUCACUCUUGUCAGGGACUAUAUACGUGCGCUUCCUUUGAACCCGAUUAACUCUGUUAUCUACGUUUAUCCAUAUAAGGGAUCUAAUCGGGCUACUGGAGCUGACAAUGACUAUGAUGUUUGUACUCAGCAGUCCCGGGUUUCAGCUCCUCUUACGGAAUUCUCAUGUGCAAUCAAGCUUCACGCUCCUCACCUCAUUGAGCUUCCUUUCUUCGAUGAGAGUAUCAUAAAUGAUGAAAAUAAACGGAUUAUUGGAUGUUUCGAUGCUGUGAUACUAGCAUCACGGAACGCCCAACUAGCACCAUACCAGUUAGCCGUAGGGAAAUGGCUCGAAAGCUUCGUUGAGAAGCUAAUUAGCGUCGCUACUUGUCUACCGCAUGAUUUUAUCUCUUCAGCUAUCAAUACAUGCAUUGCGAUCUACCAACCCACUCGUGAGGCUUAUGAAGCAGCAGCGGAAAUCAUUUUUGGGCAACGCCCGCCUCUUGGGAAACUUCCGUUUCGUGUAUUUCCUAAGCGCGUUGAGAUUCGCCUUCUGAAUGUAGAAACAGAUUCUUGGUUAGUAGCCCAUCUGUGGCGGACAUGUUUCGGCUCAGAUCCUCUCGGAUUAGACCAAAUAACGGAUAUUUUAAAAGAAAAAAAAGCUGUCUCAUUUGUGGCAUAUAUUAACGGCCUCAAGAUUGGAUUCCUCACGACAUAUCAGUCGUAUAUUGCGGUUCUUGCUGUUUGCCCUUCGUAUCGAUCGAGGGGGGCUGGUACCGCACUCAUUCUAGAGGCUCGUCGGUACAUAAGGACACAACUCGGCAUUCCACAAGCUCAUACCGGCUCGCAUCUUCUCGGAUUUCAUCUAGGGAUGCAUAUCGAACCCUCCAGCGAGAUCGAAAAGUACUUUCAUCAUCGUGGAUUCGUUUCAUUUUCAAAGAUAGGGCAGAUAUAUUCUAUUUGUAUUAAGACAUAUAGUCCUCCGUUGGAGAUACUUCAACUCACAGAGGCAGCAGGCGUGAGAAUUGUGCAUUGGAAUGAAGGUAUGCACCGCGAAACAAUAUUAGCAAUAAAAAAACUCUGGGGACAGAACCACGAGUGGGUGCUAGGAUACGAAACCCUAGCUCGUAUGGGUUGCUAUGAACGGGUGCUUGUAGCCUUGGACCAUGAGAAGACCCAAAUUGGCUGGAUUCUCACGAAAGACCUGGGACUCGAAUCAAAUUUUGAAAGGAAUCCCCGUACCAGUCAACCUCACGCCUAUAUUGGCUGCGGGGGAAUUCUUCCUCGUUUAAAACGGGGCAGCGUUGUUGGCUAUGCCUUGGUUGUUAUGGCUAUCUUAUCUUUACAACGAAAAAACGUUAGUACCGGAUAUAUUCAGAGCCCGCAUCUCGAAGAGUUCUAUGAAAAAGCGGGCUUUAAGAUAUGGCAAAAAUUCCAACAUAUGACUGUGACUGAAAUAUAA
Messenger RNA from Ophidiomyces ophidiicola, 3999 nucleotides. RefSeq lists its product as uncharacterized. The transcript is spliced from 6 exons. The coding region runs from base 1 to 3999 and encodes 1332 amino acids. The record is from RefSeq and is a predicted model, not a curated record. Gene Ontology annotation, molecular function: acyltransferase activity, transferring groups other than amino-acyl groups; hydrolase activity, hydrolyzing O-glycosyl compounds. Gene Ontology annotation, biological process: carbohydrate metabolic process; peptidoglycan turnover. NCBI's taxonomy places the organism in Eukaryota, Fungi, Ascomycota, Eurotiomycetes, Onygenales, Onygenaceae.